Molecule: messenger RNA, 1827 nt
Organism: Dipodomys spectabilis (banner-tailed kangaroo rat)
Lineage: Eukaryota; Metazoa; Chordata; Mammalia; Rodentia; Heteromyidae
Gene: Fastk
Product: Fas activated serine/threonine kinase
Exons: 10
Coding region: 80-1726 (548 amino acids)
Biological process (GO): mitochondrial RNA processing; regulation of mitochondrial mRNA stability
Cellular component (GO): ribonucleoprotein granule; mitochondrial matrix
Molecular function (GO): RNA binding
Source: RefSeq, a predicted model, not a curated record
CGCUGCGCGCUGCGCGGUGACUGGCGUCCAGCGGCGGUCCGCGGGCUGCUGGGAAGAUGGCGGACUCGGUGGUCCGCCGAUGAGGAGACCGCGGGGAGAACCCGGCUCCCGGGCCCCGAGACCGACUGAGGGAGCGAUCUGCGCGGGGCCCGGGGAGUCAUGGUCUCCAUCACCCAACUCCAUGCUUCGAGUCCUGCUCUCUGCCCAGGCCUCUCCUGCUCGGCUGUCGGGCCUGCUACUCUUCCCACCAGCACAGUCCUGCUCUUUAGGGCCCAGCAAGUGGGGGAACCAUCCUCUUGGAGGAGGGCCCCGUGCAGGCCCUGUGCAAGGCCUCCAGCGGCUUUUGGAGCAGGCAAGGAGUCCUGGGGAGUUGCUGCGCUGGCUAGGCCAGAAUCCCACCAAGGUGCGCCCUCACCACUACCCUGUGGCACUUCGUCGUCUGGGCCAGCUCUUGGGGUCUACACCUCGGACCCCCCCUGUGGAGCAGGCCACACUACAGGACUUGAGUCAGCUCAUCAUUCGAAACUGCCCCUCCUUUGACAUUCACACCAUUCAUGUGUGUCUGCACCUGGCAGUCUUACUUGGCUUUCCAUCUGAUGGGCCCCUGGUAUGUGCCCUGGAGCAGGAGCGGAGGGCUCGCCUCCCUCCAAAGCCACCUCCCCCUCUGCGGCCUGGCCUCCAUGGUGGUCAGAGGUUGGAAGUUGCUUUGAACUGCCCCCAUUUCCAGCGGUACCCACGGAAGCAACUGAUCAGCAGCCUGACAGAGGUUAGGCCAGAGGAAUUCAGUCCCCACGCGAUGGUGCUCCUGGCCCAGCACCUGGCACGCCACCGGUUGAGGGAACCUCAGCUUCUGGAAGCCAUUGCCCACUUCCUGGUGGUCCAGGAAGCCCAGCUCAACAGCAAGAUGGUACAGAAAUUGCUCUUGCCCUUUGGGCGGCUGAACUACAUGCCACUGGAGCAGCAGUUCAUACCCUGCCUUGAGAAAAUCCUGGCUCGGGAGGCUGGGGUGGCGCCCUUGGCCACAGUCAACAUCUUGAUGUCACUGUGCCAGCUCCAGUGCCUGCCCUACAGAACCCUGCACUUUGUCUUCUCCCCAAGUUUCAUCAACCAUAUCACUGGCACCCCUCAUGCUCUGAUUGUGCGCCGCUACCUCUCUCUGCUUGACACGGCUGUGGAGCUGGAGCUCCCAGGAUACCGAGGCCCCCGCCUUCCCCAAAGGCAUCAAGUGCCCAUCUUCCCGCAGCCACUCAUCACUGACCGUGCCCGCUGCAAGUACAGUCACAAGGACAUAGUAGCUGAGGGUCUACGCCAGCUGCUAGGGGAGGAGAAAUACCGCCAGGACCUGACUGUGCCUCCAGGCUACUGCACAGACUUCCUGCUGUGUGUCGGCAGCUCGGGUGCUGUGCUUCCCAUCAGGACCCAGGACCCCUUCCUGCCUUACCCGCCACGGUCCCGCCCGCAAGACCAGGCCUCGAACCCCACAACUCAAAACCCUGCCCAAAGAGUGGUGCUGAUGCUGCGCGAGCGUUGGCAUUUCUGCCGCGACGGCAGGGUGCUGCUGGGAUCCCGGGCCCUGAGGGAGCGGCAUCUAGGCCUAAUGGGCUACCAGCUCCUGCCGCUGCCCUUUGAGGAACUGGAGUCGCAGAGAGGCCUGCCCCAGCUUAAGAGCUACCUGAGGCAGAAGCUCCAGGCCUUGGGCCUCCACUGGGGACCCGAAGGGGGGUGAGGGAAUGCGCAAGGGGCUCAGGAUGGCCCCCCUAUGGGGGGUGGACAACUUGCACUUUGGCUCCCUGUUUUGGUUUAUCAUUAAAGUCCCUUUCCUUCCUA